Momordica charantia (bitter melon) is the source of this 1562-nucleotide messenger RNA. RefSeq names its product vacuolar protein sorting-associated protein 26A. Gene Ontology annotation, biological process: intracellular protein transport. Lineage: Eukaryota; Viridiplantae; Streptophyta; Magnoliopsida; Cucurbitales; Cucurbitaceae. The record is from RefSeq and is a predicted model, not a curated record.
CAUUACGGGGUGAAAGGAACCGAACCGAACCAGGGUUCCCCACUUUGUCUUUGCCCCCGGGACUUCUCAAUUCUCACGCACGACCCAGACCCACGGCCACAGUCCCUCUCUCUCUGUGAACCAUCCAGCGGCGGCAACGCUCACCCACCUCACCGGGUCUUCUUCAACAGCUUGGGCUCUCGUUUUCUGCCUAAAUUUAUAAAGGCUGGUUGAGUCAAGUUUGGGAGCUCUAUUUCUCUGCUGUCCAUUAUGAAUUACCUGCUUGGAGCUUUUAAGCCAUCUUGCAAUAUAUCAAUCACAUUUUCUGAUGGGAAAACACGCAAGCAGGUUCCGUUAAAGAAGGAAAAUGGUCAGACGGUUUUGGUUCCCCUUUUCCAGAGUCAAGAAAAUAUUACUGGGAAGAUAACUAUAGAUCCUCUGCAAGGAAAGAAGGUCGACCACAAUGGUGUUAAAAUUGAGCUUCUCGGUCAAAUUGAGAUGUACUUUGAUAGAGGCAAUUUUUAUGACUUUACUUCUCUUGUUCGCGAAUUGGAUGUUCCGGGAGAAAUAUACGAAAAGAAAACGUACCCAUUUGAAUUUUCUACAGUUGAAAUGCCAUAUGAGACAUAUAAUGGGGUAAAUGUGAGGCUGAGGUAUGUCCUCAAAAUUACCAUCAGUCGUGGUUAUGCUGGUAGCAUAGUGGAAUAUCAGGACUUUGUGCACGAUCUCCUGGGAGUUAUUCAAUAUGGUUUUCAAAAAGAAAAGAAAGAAAAGACCGCUUGGAGCAACUUGGAGAAGUUGGAUUUUGAGGUUCGCAACUAUUCGCCACUUCCAUCAAUCAACAAUGGUAUCAAGAUGGAAGUUGGAAUUGAAGACUGCCUGCAUAUCGAGUUUGAGUAUAACAAAAGCAAAUACCAUCUCAAAGAUGUCAUCAUUGGCAAGAUUUAUUUCCUACUGGUGAGAAUCAAGAUAAAAAAUAUGGAUUUGGAGAUUCGGCGUCGAGAAUCAACCGGAUCUGGAGCUAACACUCACGUUGAGACAGAGACGCUAGCUAAGUAUGAGCUAAUGGAUGGAGCUCCAGUUAGAGGCGAAUCCAUUCCAGUCAGACUGUUUCUUAGCCCAUACGAGCUGACGUCAACACAUCGUAACAUCAACAACAAAUUCAGUGUGAAGUACUACUUGAAUCUUGUUCUUGUUGACGAAGAGGACAGACGCUAUUUCAAGCAGCAAGAAAUCACCAUAUAUAGGCUUCAAGAGACUACCUGAUUACUUCAUCUCCAAACACUGUUACAUAAAAUCAGUUUUUGGAAAGGAGAAUGAUCAACAACUAAUGGGAGUGCUCUGUAAAACUUUUGUAUUCUGGAAAAGAUCUCUUAUUUCUUCUUGUGCAAGCAAAAUGUUUUGACUGUGGUUGCUUUGGAAUGGAAUCUUGGUGAGAGCAUUUCUUUUGAUUGGUGGUAAGUCUGAUGUGUUUGAUUGUAUGAAACAUGGUUACCAAAUUGUUGCACAUUUCGUUACGAGCAACGGGAGCUGGUUUUCGGUGUGCUUUAGUUAUUGUAGAUCGUAUUUUCUUGUUGUCGGUA